Ctenocephalides felis (cat flea) is the source of this 2704-nucleotide messenger RNA. RefSeq names its product protein disks lost-like. Bases 227 to 2704 code for a protein of 825 amino acids. Gene Ontology annotation, cellular component: nucleus. The transcript has 12 exons. NCBI's taxonomy places the organism in Eukaryota, Metazoa, Arthropoda, Insecta, Siphonaptera, Pulicidae. The record is from RefSeq and is a predicted model, not a curated record. Gene Ontology annotation, biological process: chromatin organization.
UUUAAGAGUAUUAAGUGAUAAUAAACGAAUACAAAAUUUUAAUCAUGAUUUGAAUUUGUUUUUAAAAUGUGUUUUAAAGCGAAAAAGUGUUCUCCCAACACCUACAGAUGGUAGCUUAGGGAAUAAAAACAAUGUGUGUUUUCAAAGUGAAACAGACAAUAGAGAAAACUUUACAUCUGAUCAAACAUUUCGUGCAUUCAGAAAACAAAGAGAUUUAUUUUAUGAUAUGCUUAGAAAUUGGGAAUCAAUGCACAAUACACCAAACUAUUCUUUUGCACUAUAUGAUUCAACUAUGAUGAUGCUAUUCAAUGUUAAUGGGACAUUAAUACCAAAUAAAAUGCAGCAGAGAAAGUAUAAUGAACAUAAUGAGUUUGGUCGCAUAAAUGUUAUUUAUAAUAAUGUUUGUAAUAUGGCACAUUUAGCGAGAUUAUUUGUCAAACAAUUAUUGGCAUCUUGUGAAUCUGAGCAUACAGAAUUUAAUCAACUUCUCAUGGAACAUCUACCAAAUGUAGAUCCUAACCGAUUAUCACGACUUAGUAACAGAUUUACAACGAAUGCGACUACUACGAGUGAUGUAACAGCUUUUGUUGGAGUACAAGAAUUUUUCAGAGACUUUAUUCAGUAUAGUGAUAAUCAUACAUUUUUGGAACACUUAAAAAUUGUCAUGUCAAGUGAAAUUUUGGACAUUAAUUCUGCAUGCCUUGAAUUUAAAAGCAGCUAUAUAUUAAUAACAAACAUGGAUCAUAAUACUGAGAUUGAAAACAAACAAACAAGAAGCAUCAGAGAAGAUGAUAUGCAAAAAAGCUUAGAACUAGUUAAAAGAAUAUCCUCUUUAAGACUAUUGUCCAAGUUUUUGGGAUUUACCACAGAUUUGCCUUAUAAUAAUAAUGGACACAAGAUGAAAUCUCUCACAUUUAAUGAAUUGAAUAAAAUAGAGGUAUGUCCUCUGUUGGAUCUGAAUUCAAUAAUUGAUGCAUGUUCCGAUGAUUUUUCAACUUUGAUAGUCAUACAGUGGAUAACAAUGUAUUUGUCUAUGUUAAAUGAAGAAACUCUUAUGACAGACAAAUACUGGUUCACAAUAUAUUUUAAAUAUUGCUUCAAGAUAAUCUUAGGAAACUUUUUUGAUUUACCUAACGUUUCUAUAAAUUUUUAUGAGUGGAGAUUCUCUACACCAUUAAAAGAAUUAAAUCUGGAAUAUGAUUUUGAAGACCAAUUUCAUCAAAUUAAAAUUGAGAGCAAGGAAAUGGCCAGAUUUAAAUCCAAGGAUAGUCUAUUUAAUGCAUUAUUACCUUCGGGGAUUAAAUUUUUAGAAAAAAUUCUAUAUCAAAAUGUACCAACCCUGAAUUCACUGAAAAGCGUUAUCAAAGGAUUCAAAACAUACAACAAAGGCAGAAUAAGGCAUGUGACACCUUUUACACACCAAUCAAGUUCAAAGGAAAAAGAUGAAAAAAAGAUACAGAUUCAAUUAGAAAAUAAUUUCUUUAACAACCAUCCAUCAUCCGUCAAGAAAACUGUUGAAUUUGUCACAGACAGAAUAUUCUCAGUAAUCAUAAAAGAAAUAAUUUCAAAAGAUAUUACACAAGCAAAAGAAGCUGCUAGUCUCAAAUUCUUAAAUAUCAAGUCAACUAACAAGUUAGAAGCGGAGACACAGUUAAUUUCUCUGUGCACAGAGUCUAUUAAAGAUUUAAUGGCCAUGUCCAAUUUAACAAUUCAGAAAAUUGUGGAUGAAAGAGUGGAGGUGACAAUUGUGAAUUUACUUCCAAUCGAAAUGUUAGCCUCAGUGAAGAGUAUGUGUGCAAAGAUUUGCACAAAAAGGAUUUCAGUGAAGUGCCAAGCAUGGUUGAAAGAAAAAGCAUCAGACAUCAAGGUUCUGUGCAAAGAUAUUGAUGGACAAGUUGAACAAAUAAUUAAAAAUAAUAUUAUGAAUGAUAAGUUGAAAUCUAAUGCAGAUUCAAAAACUGAAAUAAUCUCUGAGCCAAAUAUUGAUAUUAAUAGAUAUAUCGAACAUGUAGGACCAUCAGAAAUUUUAAUUGAUGCCCAGGACAUAUUAUGUACAAUAAUUUCAGAAGAAUAUCCCACUGAGAAACCAUUGACAGAACUUUAUAAUCUUUUGAAUAAUAUAGAAGAAUGUAUUAAAGUGUGGACUUCGAUUUUAAAUAUGUGCAUCAAAGUUUUAGCAACAUUGACAGUAGACAUAGCAAUAGCUAUAGUUUGCCAUUACCCAAACCAAAUACAAGACACAUUGCCAAAGUUUCUAAGAAUUUGGAAACAUGAUACAUUUUCUACAUUUAUUAAAAUUGGAGAUAAGAACUCGAUUUCACUAGACAACAGUUUACAAGUUUUGACUGAAAAAACUGACGUUGAUUAUGAAAAUCAGAACACAGAUGACUAUGUAUUUUUGAAGGUAGUGUCAGCAAGGACAAUUACAUUGAUUUCAGAAUCUAGAAAUUUUGAAGAAGUUUGGAGUUCUUAUAGUCUCUUAGUCAUAUUUUUAUUAGAUGAAAACUUUUUAACCAUGGACUCGUUUGGCGAAGAAUGUUUGAAACUACUACGAUUGGAGUGGAGUAAUGUAACUCUACAUCAUUUAUCUCAAAAUAUAAAAAUAAUAAUGGAGCAAAGUCAAAAUGCAAAACACACAGAAUGUUCAGAAAUAACAUUGCUUCUGGAGUGGAUGUCAGAUUUUUGUGAUGAUAUUGAUUUGUAA